AUGUUGUACGGUGGACUUCCGGGGACACCAAGCGAGACGUCAUCGUCGUUGCCAUCGCGCGCGUCCGACUGCGUGCUGAUUUUCGAGAUCGCUGCCUCUGCCGGCCGAUCCUCCUCUUCCGAUCCGAUGCAGAAAAAUAUGCCGACGUUGGACCGGGUCUUUGCCCGGUCCUUUUACACAUACGGCUGUUGUGUCUACCGCUACCGGUGGCUGUUCCUCGUCACUCCGUGUCUGCUGGCGGUCGUGCUUUCCUCAGGCAUCUUCUUGCUGCCCAGCCGCGUGCGCAAGAACAGCGUUGAGACCUUCACGCCCACCGAUGGCGCGUCCAUCUACGAGAAAGCGGUCAUCAACAACUUGUUUCCUCUUCUACCGAAUCGCUACUUGCCAGGAAAAUUCUUCUCCAUCGAAAACUGGGUUCAAAUCAUCGUUGUGACGAAAGACAGGGGCAACUUCUUGCGGGAGGAAGUGAUCAACGCCUCCCGGCGUUUUAACGAUGAAGUGAUGCAUAAUUUAUCCGUCUGGUCGGACAGUCUUCAGAAGAAUCUGACGUUCUUCGAUCUGUGUCUCCGUUGGGACAACCAGUGCUUCGAAAACUCCCAUCUAAAUUUGCUGGCAAUGAAGGAUAACAUCGAGGAAUUUGUUCGCGUUACCUACCCCGUUACAAGAACGGUCGACAAUCCGACUUACUUGGGCACGAGUAUCGGAGGUAAAACUUUUUCUUUGUUUCUCUCCCGUGUACUGCAAACUCUAACCUCAUUUCUCAUGAGUGUUCGAAUUUGUCUUUUUACGUUUAAUUUGGUAUUGCUCUUCCGUGCAAUGAAGUCUACGAAAUUUAUUUCAGUUCAAUUACUAUAAAC
Soboliphyme baturini is the source of this 857-nucleotide messenger RNA. The record is from the annotation of a GenBank genome assembly. NCBI's taxonomy places the organism in Eukaryota, Metazoa, Nematoda, Enoplea, Dioctophymatida, Soboliphymatidae.